ACUGAUUACGUAGCGGGUGGGGCCGGAAGUGCCGCUCCCGGGUGGGGGCUGUUCAUGGCGGUUUCGGGGUCUCCAACAGUUUUGCAGGUUGAGGUCCGAGAACCUCCUGAAGCGGGGUCAGCGGAGCUUGAGGUUCUUGCUGGUGUGAAAUGACUGAGUACAAACUGGUGGUGGUUGGAGCAGGUGGUGUUGGGAAAAGUGCUUUGACAAUCCAGUUAAUCCAGAACCAUUUUGUGGAUGAAUAUGAUCCCACCAUAGAGGAUUCUUACCGAAAACAAGUGGUAAUUGAUGGUGAGACUUGUCUGUUGGACAUACUGGACACAGCAGGACAAGAGGAGUACAGUGCCAUGAGAGACCAAUACAUGAGGACAGGCGAAGGAUUCCUCUGCGUUUUUGCCAUCAACAAUAGCAAGUCAUUUGCAGAUAUUAACCUUUACAGGGAGCAGAUUAAGCGAGUAAAAGACUCUGAUGAUGUGCCUAUGGUGCUGGUAGGGAACAAGUGUGAUUUGCCAACAAGGACAGUUGACACAAAGCAAGCCCAUGAGCUGGCCAAGAGCUAUGGAAUUCCAUUCAUUGAAACCUCAGCCAAGACCCGACAGGGUGUAGAAGAUGCCUUUUACACACUAGUAAGGGAGAUACGCCAGUACCGAAUGAAAAAGCUCAAUAGCAAUGAUGAUGGCACUCAAGGUUGUAUGGGGUUGCCCUGUGUGGUAAUGUAGAAAGACCCUUUGAAAUUUCUGACAUCAGAAAAGAGCCACGUUCAAGCUGCACUGAUACCCUGGUUCUGACAUCCCUGGAGGAGACAUGUUUCUUCUGCUCUCUGCAUCUCAUCGAAGCUCUGCCUCUGCUUCCCUGACUCAGUAGAUGAGCACAGCCAUCUAACCUGAGACCUCCUCAGAGUAACUACCUCCUCACUCGGCUGUCCAACCAGAGAAAUUUACCCGUUACUCCCCAGUAGUGUUCUGACCUGGCUUUUCCUCCUUAGAAACACACACACCUCUGCCAACCGGGUUUGUCCUCUGAAAAGCAAUUUACACUUCGAUAAAGAGAACUAAACUAUAGACAUGCAAUUCUGUUGACAACAGUCUCUUAAGCUCUAUGGUAGCAACUGCUGGUGAAUUUUUUUCCCCCUUCCCCUAACUGUUGAACUUGGCCAUGUUAGUUUGUGGGGAAAAUGUCAUAAAUUACUGUUUCCCCGUGAAUAUAACUAAUGUUGCUGAUUGGAUUUGUACUGUGAUCAGCUAUAUUCUAAAAACUGGCAUCUGCCCUGAGUUCCUAAAGCAAACGUGUGUACUGAUGAGUCCGUCCUAGUCUUUUAGCUGCAUGAGAUUGAACCCAACCUUCACAACAAAGUGCCUUUUCCUAACAGUGGUCUGUAGGCUUCCUUUGCCAUUUGUAAGUGGGAUGAAUAUUUCAAGAACCAUUGUAUAGGAAAGUGACUGAGCCAUCUACCGUUGAGGGAAAGGUGUGUCCACCUGAUGGCAGAUGCCAUGUCUGUGUCCAUAAAGAUAGUUUCCCUGUUUGGGAUUCUCCCAAGAGAAAGAUGAUACUGAAACAAUUAUGAAUAACUUCACUUAAUUUUUAUCUAAUAUUUUUUGGUAGGUUACUACCUAUAAAUAUUUGUAAUUUCUUCUUGUUUACUGAUAUUCUAGCAUUCAAUGAACUUCCAUUAUAACCAAAUUUGGGUCAUACCAGGAAACUCUCCAUCUGUAGUUAGUCAAAUACUAUACAAACUGGUAUGUUAUUACUUUAUAGCUAUCAUCAAUGAUUCUUCCAACCUCAAAUAUAGUUUAUUAGCAGACAGACUAUAUCUUUGUUGCAUCAUUUCUUCUUGGCAUAUAUAGAUAGAUAGAUAGAUAGAUAGAUAGAUAGAUAGAUAGAUAGAUAGAUAGAUAGAUAGAGCUGCCCUUAGUCCCCUUCUCACUGCCCCCUUCCCUCAUCCUAUAGUAGUUCAAGCAUCCCACAGGGUCUUGAAUAAUUCUUUCAGUUGAAUAAAUCAUGGUGCUAAUGGACCAGGGUCAUGGUUUCAAAACUUGAACAAGCCAGUUAGCAUCACAGAGAAAAAAAUUCACCUAUAUUUGCUCCCUGCCCAUUACUUCUGCUUAUAGAUUUUUGCCUGAUGCCUGCUGUUAUCGCUACAAGGAUGAAAGUGUGGUCCUGUACAAGGACUGGAAAUACUUAGUGUGCAGUGGAGUAAGCUCAGAAGUCUUUACAUUUUCAGAUCCUUAUUUUUAGCCAAAUGGAAACUAAAGCCAGAGUUCAUACCUCCAUCUCUCUCUGCUGUCAUGUAACUCUUCUUUAGAUAGCUUUUUAAAAGUAUUUAUUUAAAACAUGUCGAUAAGUUAGUUUGCCAAAUAAUAAAAGCUGAUGCGUUCAUUCAAAUCAAGAGAUAUCCUUUGCUGUUUUAGAAAACAAUGAAAAUACCAUAAACGGUCGGUGUACAGGGGCUUGGUAUUCCCAUUUGCAGGUAAUGCCCUGGUAAUUCAUUGGUGGGUUUUGUUUUUCAUGGUAAUACUUAAAACUUAAAACUCAGCCCAAUAAUUCUAAUGAAAAGUAAAAUUGGAUACCUUGAUUGCAAAAAAAUGAAAUGAAUUCCAAAAUGGCCAUUUUCUUUUCUGUUCUUGUAAUACCCAAAAACCUACUGAGAACCUUGGGGCUCUUUUGUUUGUGACAGGACCUUGCUGUAUAGUUCUAGCUGGCCUCAAACUCACAGCAGUCCUCUUUGCUCAGCCUUCCAAGUGCUGGGAUUACAGGCAUGUUUCACCACACCUUCCUGAUCCUUUACAUUCUAAUGUGAAUUGUUAAGCAAAUUCCCCAUACUAUGUGCUCCUCAGUGCUAAUGCUGGGACCAUUCACAUGAGGUUUGUGUUCCUAAACGCUGCCUUUCAGAACAUUGCUCAGUCAUCCUUCCGCAGUUGCUGAGGUCAUCGCCUCAGCUUGUUUUGUUUUAAUGUGUCUGCGUGACUGGUGAUGUAUAUCUAGAAAGUCUGUUAAACUGAAGUGUCCAGGUAGGGAGAAAGUUACUCCUCUUUGCUUCUUUUGACCAUAUCCCUCAUAUGUUAUGUCUGUAGUUGGUCUCCAGUAUGUCCUGAGCACAGAAGUAUACAAGUGGAGCCAACUAAGGCUUCAGAUGCUCUUAGUAGCUAAUGUUCCACGGGGUAUGAAUUUUGGCACAACAAUGACAAACUUAAAAGCUAAGUUGAAUUGGUGUGGUAUCAAAAAGUGGAUUUAGAAUGUGUGAUUUCUAAAGAUAGUUCCGGUGUACCUCAAAACUGUAAAGCCCCUUCCUGAAUUUAAGUGCCUGGCCAGCUGUCACAAAUGAACAUAUUCCUUUAAGGCAGUUAGUUAUUUUGAGCUUUGUUCACACAUUGGAGAGUAUGAAAAAUGAAGCGUUCUAAGAGCUCUGAUACCUAGUCUUGUAAACCUGUUAAAUGCUCUAUGCUCCAGCAUGUAAAGUAUGUGAGUUGGUAACGCAGUACUGUGUUUACUGGUCUUCCUGUAAGAGUGCUGUGUAUGGAGUGGUUGUGGGUUGGUUUUAUUUAGCCAGCCACCCGUAGAAUCAGCCUUUUAACUGCUGUGAACUUUUUCAUGACUUGAAUAUGAAGAUAGACGCAAACUUAUAAAGAGAAAUGUCUGUUUUCCCCAUUUUAGAAUGUGUGAGCUUAGUCUUGUCUUCCUUUGCGUUUAGUGGUAAACCUCAGCUGGUAGCUCCCACCAAGGAUCGGAGAUGUGCGUUCCUCCUCAUACCCCAUCUCCGCUGGGCAUGAGAAGCAGAGCUAACGAUGGAAAACAUUUGCCUGGGUGGUUUCUGAAAAAGAGAGAGAGAGAUAUGAUAAUUCUUAAACAGUUUUUAUUUUUGCUAUUUCUUUAAGCUGUCUGAUGUGCCACAAAUUUAUUUUAAGGUGGGUUUUUUUUUUUAUAAGAAUUGUUUUAAGAGUGUUCUCAUGAGAUUAGUUGUAGAUAUUUUAAAAAUACAACUGGGUUUUAAAAGUCUAAGUACUGCUCUCAGCAAGUAUUUGAACUCUGGAGAGAAGGGGGGGGGUGGAAGUUGUAUGACUUUUGUAUUUCCGUGCUGUCAAAUAAAGGUCAGAACAUCAACUGUGCACACCUGCUGUUCCAAUGAGAACUGUUGGCCCCGUGGCCUAAGUGAAGGGGCUGAUACUUUAAGUUGACUGUUAUAUUGUAAAUUAAUCCAUUCUAAUUUUUAAAAUCUUGAUUGACUGUUUUCCUUGUUAAAUAAUUUUAAAAAAAAUAAAAAAACUGGAAGUUCUUUGCUUA
Molecule: messenger RNA, 4278 nt
Organism: Arvicola amphibius (Eurasian water vole)
Lineage: Eukaryota; Metazoa; Chordata; Mammalia; Rodentia; Cricetidae
Gene: Nras
Product: NRAS proto-oncogene, GTPase
Exons: 7
Coding region: 150-719 (189 amino acids)
Biological process (GO): Ras protein signal transduction
Cellular component (GO): plasma membrane
Molecular function (GO): GDP binding; GTP binding; GTPase activity
Source: RefSeq, a predicted model, not a curated record